AUGUAUUCUGCCGCAUCGAGUGCAACGCCUUUGCCUGCGGUGAGCGCAGCUAGCUCACUACCGACGUUGCGUCCAAUGCCUACAGGAGGUGUGAAUGGUGUUAUUGCCCAUGGCUUGCCCACCUUGCCUGGAGCCAACCAGCUUGGUGCACUGGGACAGCAGCCUUCUUUCAUGCAAAAUGAAGAGGCUCCAACGCACGUGGUCGGCUCUCAAGGACGGCGAGGAAUUCUUCCAAGCGCUCCUGGACGACCGAAUCCGCCUGCCCAGGGGAGUGCGCAAGCCACCAAGAGUCUGGUCCCGCAAAAAGACGCCGACGGGAAAUUUCCUUGUCCACAUUGUAACAAGACUUACCUCCACGCCAAACACCUGAAAAGACAUCUGCUGCGACAUACUGGAGACCGACCAUACAUGUGUCAUCUUUGUAAAGAUACCUUCUCCCGUAGCGAUAUUCUCAAGCGACAUUUCCAAAAAUGCUCCAUCCGGCGAGGCAAUCCCACCGGAGCUAAUCACCUCGCACACCAGCGUCGUAACACUGGUAGUGGUGGUCGGCUGUCCAUCAGCCAACAGGAUGGCCCGAUCGGUCUUGCAGGUCUUUCUGACGUGGCUGGCACCCCGACAUUCAAUUCGAGCAUGGUCAGCGAUAGUCCCACGGUCAAUGGAACCAUGUCUGCACGCUCGUCAAGGGCUAAUAGUCUGAUCUCGCCGGGCACUAUGAGCCAUCGCAACAGCAUAGCUGGGCUCGGAAUCCUGAGCGCUGGGGCUGUGGAGCAUGCCGACACGCUGAACUCCUCUGCCGGUUUCCAGCCUUCGGUCAAUGCAUACACCCUGCAGAGUCCUGCCAAUGGUGCGCCACUAUCAAACAAUUUCUCAUUUGCACCACAACCACAGUUGAACGGAACGAUGUUCAACAAUCACUCGCAACCGCAGCAGCAACAACAACAACCCAUGUCUUUUUUAGGCCAUCCGAGCUCGCGCUUCGACAACAGCCAGAACAAUAGCCCUCAAAACCCCAUUGAGACCAGUAGUGUCCCGAACGUCGACUGGUCCGGCAUGUUCAUACAAAGUGGCCGGGAUGGCUUCAUAGAGGGCCAUCCUGCGAACGCGAGCUCACAAGAUGAAAACCAACCUAAAGCAGAGUCCGACGUCAAGAUCAGCUUUCCUCCUCAAUCCCGAGACCUUCAUUUUUUAGGUGAGGUCUCUUCCCUUCCGAUCACAGCUGAGCCCUUGAACGCCAAGAUCGAUGAACUGAAAAUUCAUUGUUUCCCUGGCGGGGUUCAAGGCAUCCGCAGCGACGUCAGCGCACAACUCAUGUGGGACUGCUUAAAUGUGGAGACUAUCAAGCAUCUCCUUGAUCAAUCAUCCUCGUUUCAAGGGCACUGGCCCAUUCUUCAUAUGCCCACCUUCGACCUCGCUCGGGCAAACAAUAAUCUGGUCCUCGUCGUCCUGUGCAUAGGGGCCAUAUACAGUCCGGAUCCAAAGUAUCAUGUACAGAGUGUGCGACACAUGAUGGAGUUUACCAAGACUACAUUGUACCGGACGGCCGGUGUCCUCAGUCGUGUCGCCAAUGGAUCAACACAUGGCUUGGCAGCAUCGCAGUCCGAGUUUGAAGAACUACAGGCGUUGUCGAUGCUGCACACCACGUUUACAUGGCACGGGAAUCCGGCACAGCGGCAGGCGGCGCGGAACGACUUUGUCAUGCUUACCCGAACUUUCAGGUCAUUUGAUUUCACGCGAACUGCGCCUGAAGGUCACCACGCUCAGAGCGAUCUCCAUUCAACGCUAGCAUUGUCGCCGAAGCAACUCGACUCGUUCAAAUGGGACUGGCACACAUGGCUAGAGCAAGAAAAGCGUAACCGACUAAUGUAUCAGGUGUGGCUGAUGGACACUGCCAUGGUGCUCUUCUUCAACACAAGCCCACAGUUCGAAACAUCAGAGAUCAAAUUGAUGCUGCCUGCAGACGAUGCCGUCUGGGAAGCUUCAACUGCCGAAGAAUGUGCAGAUGCUCUCGGCCUCAAUGGGCCCGCGGCGCAGGGACGGAACUUGAAUGGUACGCGUCAACCGAUUCAGCCUACGCUACACAACGCGUUGCGUUCUCUACUCGAAUCGUCUGCACCCGUCCAGACAGGAGCUACAAACGUCUAUGCAAAGUUUUUGCUCAUCCACGCCUUAAUUGUGCGCGUCAUCUCUUGUCAGAUGGCUUUACUGCGAUCCGAGGGGCACGUCCAGGGCUACAGCAUCGGUUUGAAUGGCUCUACGCCCGCCACUCCCUUGUCGCAGGGCGAUUGGUUGGAGCAGGACACCGGUCGCACAGAGAACCGAAGCGCGGAGAACAGUGGACACGUCUCGCCGACAGACCCGCUUCUGGCAGGCAACGCACCUUCCAUGAGUAUGAUCCAGCAUGAGAAAGCUUGCCUGGAGCAGGCUCUGAACAGAUGGAAAGCUAGCUGGGAUCUGGACAUGCAGAUCCAAUUUCCACCUUCAAAUUUUCAACCAAAGCGGUUUGGCUUUAGCCGCGACAGUGUGCACUUCUUCUACAUCGCCCGCAGCUUCCUCCAAUCCUCUAACUUGUCCGAAUUCGCUAUGCCUGCCGACAUGCGCUUCAGACGAGUGAUGGGUCUACUCAAACGAAUUAAAACGAUGAUCGCGGAUGAUCCUGGAAAGCAGGGUCCGCGCGACGUGGUGGGGAGCGUUGGCGAUAUCGAUGAUCAUUACGGACUUGACAGUCUCACUCUGGACAUGACUCUGCUCUUCGCGCGCGAUGACCGUCGACCGGACAGUCCUCUCACCGAUCCCCACUCUCACGUUACCUAG
Molecule: messenger RNA, 2811 nt
Organism: Dissoconium aciculare CBS 342.82
Lineage: Eukaryota; Fungi; Ascomycota; Dothideomycetes; Mycosphaerellales; Dissoconiaceae
Exons: 3
Coding region: 1-2811 (936 amino acids)
Biological process (GO): DNA-templated transcription; regulation of transcription by RNA polymerase II
Cellular component (GO): chromatin
Molecular function (GO): DNA-binding transcription factor activity, RNA polymerase II-specific; RNA polymerase II cis-regulatory region sequence-specific DNA binding; zinc ion binding
Source: RefSeq, a predicted model, not a curated record